Messenger RNA from Coturnix japonica (Japanese quail), 3301 nucleotides. NCBI's taxonomy places the organism in Eukaryota, Metazoa, Chordata, Aves, Galliformes, Phasianidae. The record is from RefSeq and is a predicted model, not a curated record.
GCGAGAAGGGAAUAAAGAAAUAAAGAAAUAAAAAAGAACCAUCUCCACGGCUAAUUAUUCGCCAAAUCCUCCGCCACGGCGCGUCCGAGAGCGCGGCCGGGACACCCCUAGCCCUCUCCUCUAUCCCCCGGCCAUACCCUGCCCGAGGGGCUCCGCGGAGGCGCGGAGCCGCCCCGCCGUCGGGGGACCCCGCUGCGGAUCCGCCGCUCGCCCCGACGGGGGCGCCCCUGGCCGCCGCCACCUCGCGGCGGGCAACCGGGGACACGAGGAUCCGCGGCGGGCGCUCGGCUAAGCAGCGUGCCGCUCCCGGCCCCGGGCAGCCCCCGGGGGCGACCCUCCUGGGGCGGGGGUGGUGCGCGGGACGCCGCCUCCAGUCGCACAGCCCGAGGUCGCGAACCUUCGUGCCCCGCCGCCGGAGGGGACGGGGACGGCCGGUUCCGAAAAGUUUCGGGGACGCGGCACCCAACUCCGGAGCUCCCCGCAGCCAACCCGCGGGGAGAGACAGACCCGACGGUGCCCGCGGGCGGCGGCAGAAAGGCGAACGCGCGCCCACGCCGCGUCCCGCCGGGCUCGCGCGCGACACGGGGAAGGGAGACCCGCUGAGCUCGGGGGGAACCUCGCACCUCGGCCGCAACUCAGAAGUUGGCAGGUCGCCCCGCUCCGCAGAAGGGACCCGCGAGCGGCGCCUCCGACCGCCCCGAGCGCCCCUCGCCCCCCGGCCCCGUUAGCCGAGCGGCGGAGCGGCGGGCAGGGCGGCGGAACCCGGCACUUACCUGGCGUUGCCUCCCGGCCUCUCCGGCGGUCCCGCGCCGCGUGCCCGAUCACCACGGGAUGUUUUUUUUUUGGUUUGUUUGUUUUUUUUAUAGAAAGCCCAAAAGCGAAGCGUCCCUUCCUCCAGGUAUGUAUAUAAGUUACUGUACUGUGUGGGAGGGUCACGAUCUCGCUAGGUGCAGAAGAUUCCCCGGGAUUAACCCCUCCUCUCCCUUCCCCUCCUGCAACUUGUUGAGGAUGGCACCGUGCGCGCACGCGGAGCGGCACACGGCCGCACGCACACACACGCGGAGCGCGGCGCCGGAGCGGUCCGGUGCCCCCCGACGGCGCGGUGAUUGGCCGCGCUGCUCGUGGAGAAGGGGACGUCUCAAGUCGAAGUCACGAUUUCUCCUCAGUUUGGAACCAUCUGUGACUGGAGCCAUGACGCAGCCAGAGCACAUUACUCACUUUUACAGUCACGACUUGGAAAUCCGUGCAGUUUCCAACCAAAAUUACACCGCCACCAUUGAAUUAUUUAAUAGGAUCCAGUUAAGGGUAAUCUCAUGCAUUGUGCCGGAGAGCGGCGGUCGGGAGGGGAGGGCUGGGAGGCGGGGGGCAGAGGGAGGGCACUGCCGGGCUCUAAUCGCCGUUUCACAGAGCCGCCGUUUCCGAGUUCCGACGAUUGGCUGCACGUGCCGUAAGGGCUUUCUUUCCUUUCAACCCCAACCAAACAAACCGGGGACGGGUCCGUUUGUAAAUACGACCACGCGCGCUCGGGGAAGGAACGGUCCGGUUCCCGCAUUCGGGGCGUCCGUGGGCGGAGUGCCGCUGUGCGGCUCCGCGGGGCUCGGAGCGAGGAGAGGCGCUUUGUGUGCCCGCUGCCGCGGCCGCAGCGCUGCAUUGUCUGCAGGAUCCGCCGGCGGUGCCGGGCUUUGUGCGGUAGGUGCACCAUUUUCUAAGCUCGCUCGUACCGUGAGGCGACGGCUAAGGGCGCUCGGCGGGUGCUGCCGCCGCGGCUAUUGUCUGCCUGUACCUCUCCCACCCCUGCAGGGCUCUGGCUGCGGCGGAGCCCCCUCCCUUCUCGGCGGCUCCGGAGCGGUGCCGCGGUGCGGGGCUGCCCGGGGUGCCGGCCGUGCCUGCCCCGCCGCGGGGCUGCGGCGCCGUGACCCUGCGGCUCGGCCCCUCGCCUCUCUUUCGGCCGUUCCCCCGCCUCGGAUCUGUCUGCCUAAGGACGCGAAGGACGGGCGACAAUAAAAGCAGACACCCGCACACACGCGAGCCGCAGAAGGUGUGAGCUCUUAGCGGGGAGAAACGAGGUGGGAGGAGAAGGGGUGAGUCCAAAUAAAGCAACCUAUAGCCUCCUAUUUUGCGGAGCACCAUCAUCAGGUACAGCUCUUUCAAACGCACGGGCGGGAAGGGCGGCGGCGGCGCGCACGGGCGCGGGGGGGGAGACGGCAGCGGGAGCGGCUCCCUCGGCGGCGGGACCGGGACGACCCCCCUCCCCGCCCUCCCUCAACGGCGGUUUCAGCACCGGGGAGCGGACAGCGCCCGGCGGCGGCCCCGCGCAGAGCCCGGCCCGCGCCCCCCGCCCGGCCCCCCCCGAGCGCAGCCGAACGGGGGGCGGGCGGGCGGCAGAGGGGCUCGCUAGCGCCGACAGAGAGAGAGCGAGAGUUGCAGCUCGCUAUUGAUUCAGAGAUUUACCGACAGGGUGAUUCCCCUUUCUGCACAAGAAUUCCCUGUCUCCGGGCUCCGUGCAUGCAGCAAAUGCGUUAUGGAGACGAACGGAGCCCCCUCGCUUUAAAGAAAAGUAAAAAGGGAGGAAAACAGAGGGAUCCGAGCAUGCAGAAAGGAAAGACGAGACUCACGGCCGCUGGCUGCAGCAUGCACAGGAAAAAUCGCUACUUACCGAGCGGGAACUCCUCGGGAGUUGGAAAAAAAAUACUGCGGUGAUGUCCAGGUUUUCUUCCACCCGCGCUCGCUUUUUAUACAAGUGCAACCCUCUGUCUAUUUCUGGAACGCGAUCAAAACCCUGAUGCUAUUUUUAGCAGUGUCUUUGUAAAGUGGGCUUUGGAGAAAACACAACAACCACCACCAUGCACCACUUGGCCAUUGUGCACAAACGUGGGUUUCAGGCAGGGAUGCUUGCUUUGCUGGGAGACUGAGGUGGCUUCAUACGGUGAAUUGCACCCAGCACAAAGAAGGGCUGCUGUUUCUUUUUUUAUAAUUCUCUCCUCCUCGCCCCCUGCCUUCCUCCCCCUUAAAAAAAAUGUAAUCCUUUGUUUGGAGAAUAAAGGAUCUAUAAAUAUAUAUGUGAAAAAAAAGGGUGUGUGUGUGUGUGUUUGCGUUCUAGUAAUUCACUACGAGGGGGGACUGGGGAAAAAAUAGAAUCAUUAGGGCUUGCAGGCUGCAAGGAGCCAGCCUGAGACUCCUUUGCAAGGCUGCGUCAGUUAUCAGCUAUUGACGUCACGUUCAGAUUCUCCUCUUCAGAGGCUCUAGUUCAUCAUAAAAGAUGUCUGUGCUCGGAGCUUUGUGCUUGCAGAAAGGCACUUCA